AUGAGCUCCUCCCUCGAGGCCAAGAUCGUUGUCCUCGGCGCUCAAGGCGUCGGCAAAACCUCCCUCGUGCAGCGGUACGUCAAAAACGCCUUCAACGCAUCCGCCACAACUUCCACCGUCGGCGCCUCGUUCGUCACAAAGCGCGUGCUCGACAGUACGUCGGACACGCUCGUGCGGCUGCAGAUCUGGGACACGGCCGGCCAGGAGCGCUUCCGGAGCAUAUCGCGGCUGUACUACCGGGGCGCGAACGCCUGCCUGCUGUGCUACGACAUCACCGACGAGUCCAGCUUCAACGAGAUGACGGGCUGGCUGCACGAGCUGAAGCGGAACCUGGCGUCCGACGACGAACCCCUCGUCAUCCACGUUGUCGGCACAAAGAGCGAUAUCGUGGCGGAUGACCCCGGGCGCCGGCGCGUGCCAUUUGAGAGGACGAUCGCAUACAUCGCAGAGCAGCUGUAUCCGAGCCGUGCGUCGACGCCGCCGCCGACUGCGACGCCGGUUAUGACGCCGGGAUAUGCGCGGUCAUCGGGUGCGACGAUCGGGGUGGGGAUGGGGGUGGACAGUAAACGGAACAGCGGGUUCUGGGGUCAGGAUAUCGGGUGGGACUGUUGCCAUGAGAUCAGUGCCAAGGACGGCGAGGGCGUCGAGGAGGUGUUUCGGGUGAUUGCGCGGAAGCUGGUGGAGCAGCGGAAUCGACGCGACAUGUACGCGGGUGGUGUUUUGUCGCCCGGGGGUGGUCCCUUUACGCCGCUGGACGCGGGUCCGUCUUCUGCGGGGGCUGGGGUUGGAGGUGUUGAUGGGGGAGGCAGUUUCCGGCUUGGAAUGGGCGAUAAGAGACGGAGUUGGCUUAUGUUUCCGCCGAGCAGUGCUGGCGAUGACGGGGAAGAGGCGGUGGAGGUUGUACAGCGGAGGGGGCGAUGUUGUUGA
This is a messenger RNA of Aspergillus mulundensis, 927 nucleotides long. Its product is annotated as Rab family GTPase. The record is from RefSeq and is a predicted model, not a curated record. Lineage: Eukaryota; Fungi; Ascomycota; Eurotiomycetes; Eurotiales; Aspergillaceae. The transcript is spliced from 2 exons. Gene Ontology annotation, biological process: intracellular protein transport. Gene Ontology annotation, molecular function: GTPase activity; GTP binding. Gene Ontology annotation, cellular component: endomembrane system. The coding region runs from base 1 to 927 and encodes 308 amino acids.